Molecule: messenger RNA, 1131 nt
Organism: Gamsiella multidivaricata
Lineage: Eukaryota; Fungi; Mortierellomycota; Mortierellomycetes; Mortierellales; Mortierellaceae
Product: Rhodanese-like domain-containing protein
Exons: 3
Coding region: 1-1131 (376 amino acids)
Source: RefSeq, a predicted model, not a curated record
AUGAGGGACCAUAUCCAACGGACCCCACACCCGCCCGCCAAGGACUACAUCACCCUGUCCUUCUACCAAUUUCGACCGAUCAGUGAAAACGACCUUGUCAAGAUCCAGUAUUACUUCUUGACCGACUUGAGAGUAAUGGAUGUCGUCGGUCGUAUCUAUGUGUCUGCGGAGGGUAUCAAUGCCCAGAUCAGCUGUCCCAAGGACCAGGUCGAGCAGUUUAAGGAGUAUUAUGCAACACACUGGCCCAUCUUUGACAAGAUUCGGUUCAACCCCGCCAUGUCUGAAGGCAAGGCGUUUAAGAAACUGCACGUCAGAGUCAAGAAACAGCUGGUUUCCGAUGGCAUUGACAAUAACACAUUCGAUCUGUACAACGAGCCCAUGUAUCUUACACCAGAAGAGUGGCACAAGGAGCUGUCGUCGCUGGAGAAAGCUCCUAUCCUUAUUGACAUGAGGAAUCAUUACGAAAGCGCGAUCGGGCAUUUCGAACACUCGAUCCGGCCGGAUGUAACUACGUUCCGGGAGAACGUGGACGCCAUGCUUGAGAUCUGCAAAGGGAAGGAAGAUCAGGACAUUUACAUGUACUGCACAGGAGGCAUCCGUUGCACUCGAUCAGGAGCCCUACUCAAAUCGAACGGUUUCAAAUCGGUCAAAAUGUUACAGGGAGGUGUCACUGCGUAUGGUCGCUAUAUUCAGGAGCAACUUAACGCUACAGCAACAGCCGAUGAUACGGCGGCGACAGAUGGAGAGCAGGUCAAAUCGAUCUAUAAAGGCAAAAAUUUUACGUUCGACAAGCGCCUAGGCGAACCCAUCACGGAUGAUGUUCUUGCCAAGUGUCAUACCUGCGGGACACCUUGCGAUUCGUACUGCAAUUGUUCUAACAUGACGUGCAACCUGCUGAUGAUCUCCUGUCCAUCAUGUCAGGAGAAGCACGAGGGAACUUGUGGAUCGAGCUCGUGUGUGGACAUGGUUACAGAGCUGAAGGAAAAGCAGAAACAGAUACCGAAGGAUCAUCCUGGUUUGGUCGGUAUGAAGGCUAGGCUCGGAAUUAAGCCUUUUCACGAGCAUCACCUUCGCGUCCGUCCUUCGACUGUUAUAGAGAUGCGAAAGAAUAAAGAACAUUCUCGGCUGUAG